Molecule: messenger RNA, 1353 nt
Organism: Filobasidium floriforme
Lineage: Eukaryota; Fungi; Basidiomycota; Tremellomycetes; Filobasidiales; Filobasidiaceae
Product: MFS general substrate transporter
Exons: 6
Coding region: 1-1353 (450 amino acids)
Biological process (GO): transmembrane transport
Cellular component (GO): membrane
Molecular function (GO): transmembrane transporter activity
Source: RefSeq, a predicted model, not a curated record
AUGGGAAACCAGCUUGACCUCGACCUAGAAGACGUCAAGCAGUAUGUCCCGCCCGAUUAUCCGGCUUCGACGCAACAGCAACCAGAAUGUCUCAUCGGCUGGAGUGAUGCUAGUACUGGACCCUUGCUGCUGCGCAUUCAGGAUCAUUAUUCGGUCUCCUACACCGUCGUCUCGGUCAUCUUCAUCUGCAACUUUAGCGGAUUUUUGCUGGCCGCCUUGACCAACGUGUGGUUCUCGGAUCGAUUCGGUAUGGGCAAGACCACGCUGCUCGGUGCUGUGGUUCACCUGGCUGGAGGCGCGCUCAUGGCCGGGGCACCUCCGUUCCCGCUCUUUGUUAUCGCGUUCUGCAUCAACGGCUUCGGUCUCGGCUUGCAAGACGCCCAAAUCAAUGGGUUCAUCACACGACUCCCAAACGCCGGGUCGAGAAUGUCAAUCGCCCACGCGAUCUACGGCUUGGGCGCGCUGGUGUCGCCUCUGAUCGCCACCCAGUUCGCUCGUUCAACCUUCAAGCACUGGAACUUGCACUACGUGUGUUCGGUUGCGAUCAUGGCCGCCAACUCGGCUACUCUUGGAUACGUCUUCAGGCUCAAGCGGGACGACGAUCUCUUUGCCAUCUACAACUAUGUCCCGCAGGCUCAAGCUCAUAUCCAUGGUCCAGUCGUCGUGACCGACAGCACGACAGAGCAUCCCUCAAGUCAACCCGAUCCGCCUCAGACGGAAGGUGGCAAUAAAGUGUCCCCAUCGCAUGGUACUGGGGAAAAGAUGAUGGCCAUCGCCAAGACGCCCUUCGUCCACCUGGGCGGCCUUUUGGCGUUCAUCUACGUCGGAAUCGAGUUUACGAUCGGAAGCUGGGCCGUCACCUACAUCGUGGAGGUACGAGGUGGAGGUGACGAUAGCGGAUACGUCAGCUCUGGAUUUUUCGGCGGUUUGAUGGUCGGGCGCGUUCUGCACGUCUUUGUCAGCUGGGUGAUCAGCGAGCAGAACGCGGUACUCGUUUACAUGGUGGUCGCUCUCGGACUUCAGGUCCUCGUCUGGCAAGUCGACAGUAUCCUCGGCAACGCCCUGGCAUACUCGAUGAUAGGCAUAGUCCUCGGACCGAUCUUCCCCGUCUUGCUGAACGGCACGGCCGCCAUGCUCGAUUCGGAAAUGUCUGUCGGGGCCAUUGGCUACAUCGCUGCCUUGGGACAAUGCGGUUCUGCCUUGUUCCCUUUCGUCACGGGAACGCUCUCCGGGAGAUUCGGGGUUGAAGCACUUCAGCCCUUGUCGGUCGCGUUGAUCGGCGUCAUGUCGUGUCUCUGGGCGGCGCUGCUCUGGCUCACUCGCAAGAGGUGGGCGAGAGCGCAUAGGUUCUGA